UCGACCCACCAUCACUCAACAUUUAAUCAGAGUAGCCUCCAGUUGGGUUUUUAUUUUCGAAACUAUAACCGCUUUGUCAAAAUUGUGAAGAGUUUUAAAGCGAGCUUGCAGAAUCGUUGUUAAGAAUCGCAGCCGGAGAUGGAUACGCCAGUGCCGGUGACGAUGGUGCCCGUGCCCAUGCCCAUGCCCACCAGUCUUAACCCGAUCCUCAUUCCACAUCGACCGCCCAUUCCGAGGCCCAUUUCCAGUCCGGCCAGGACCCUGGAUGCCGUUUUGGUCUCCAAGAAGGACAAGGUGCCAUUGCCUCUGCCGCCGGCAUCCUCGUGGAUGCUUCCCCUCCAGCGGGAAAUGUCCGAGAUCCGGGAAUCUCUGAGGGCACAACCCCAAGCCAGUGACAUCCGUCUGCUGAUCUUUGCCUCGGCGGCCAGCAGCCAGGAGCACGAGAAGACCCUGGUGCCAGUGCCACCGCAAUUCCAGGCGAGUCCAGGUGCCGGCUGUCAAGUGGAUCGACUGCGUCACUCAGUGGCCGACAACUGGCCGUCGUGCCGCCUCAUGUUGGACAUCCUGGGCAGAGAUGAGCAGUAUGCCGACUUGACACCGGACGAUAGGGAGGCCAUUCACCUGCUGCACUGGCUCCUGGUGGCCACGCCCUCGUCGCCCACAUUGCGCCGCAUGUCGGGCUUGCAUUUGCGAAGGCUUUGUAAGGUUUUGGGUCUGGCACGACCCACCUUGGAGCCGGGUCAUCUGCUCAGCAUCAGCUAUGAAACGGAUGAGCAGCAAGAGAGCAGGGAACAUGGCAUGAUGAUGGAGCACCGAGCCAGUUAUGCCUUCCUGGGUCUGCCCUUCAACCAUUUAUAUCGCUUCCUGGCCACUGGCAACUUGGAGCAUCCACCCGGUGAACCCAUCCGUUUGUAUGCCCAGCCGGAAGCGGCCUUGGUUCACUGUGAAGAGCUAGCUCCGCAGCAGGAGUCGCAGCAGGAGCAGCAGGAAGCAGUACAGUCGGAGGAGCAGCAGCAACAGCCAGCCCAAUCCUCUCCAGAAAAGGGCCACAAGCUCUGCUGGGGCAACUCCAUACUCAGUAAUCAGCAAAAAGCGCUGGUAAUUUGCCAACUGCCCGCCGAACUGGACGAAUCCAUUGCCCAUUUGCCGGAGAAACACUUCCUGGAGUACUUUGUCCAGGAGUCCGUGGGCCUGAAACCCUGCUACCUGCUGCUCUUCGACGAGCCGGUGGCCGCCAAACUGAUGCUCGCCUGGCCCGGCAGACGCAUCGAGGUGGAGAACAAAGGUCCUUCGCUGGCGCAGAGAUCGCGUGGCAGAAUCCUGGGAUGGACGAGGUAUUUGGGCCACCAAUUGGAAGCCCUCAAGCGGGCUUUAUCCUCUCUAUAGCCCUAUAUCACAUAUGCGAUACAUAUGUUUUUAAAUCCGGGCUAUUGCCUAAUGACCUGGCCAGGAUAAGUCCUUCGUUUGAUGCCCCCGAGCUAAUUAAUGUUUUGAUUUUUAUUAACCAAUUUUAAAUAAACACAUAUUUGGUUGACACUCAGUUUAC
Molecule: messenger RNA, 1546 nt
Organism: Drosophila gunungcola (fruit fly)
Lineage: Eukaryota; Metazoa; Arthropoda; Insecta; Diptera; Drosophilidae
Exons: 2
Coding region: 139-1386 (415 amino acids)
Source: RefSeq, a predicted model, not a curated record